Molecule: messenger RNA, 3388 nt
Organism: Coffea eugenioides
Lineage: Eukaryota; Viridiplantae; Streptophyta; Magnoliopsida; Gentianales; Rubiaceae
Product: plasma membrane ATPase 1-like
Exons: 21
Coding region: 220-3123 (967 amino acids)
Biological process (GO): regulation of intracellular pH; proton export across plasma membrane
Cellular component (GO): plasma membrane
Molecular function (GO): ATP binding; ATP hydrolysis activity; P-type proton-exporting transporter activity
Source: RefSeq, a predicted model, not a curated record
AGGGGGGGUGGAGAGAGCGGAGAAAGGGUGGUGGGAGGUGGCCGCUGCUCUUUGGCAUCUCUUGUAUUUAAGGCCUCUUUCGACUCAUUUUCUGUUUUCCGAUCAGUAAAGUAAUACUACAACUACUGCUAGUCUGCUGGUCUACUCCUCCGUUAUCAGCAGCAGCUGCAGCACCGCUAUUCGAUAAACCACGCCACAAAAAGCAAGGGAGAAGCAGAGAUGGCGGCACAAGACGAAGCUAUGGAGGCACUGAAGAAGGAGGCCGUCGACUUGGAGAAUAUUCCGCUGGAGGAGGUUUUCGAGAAUUUGCGGUGUACCAAGGAGGGGCUUUCGUCUGAGGAUGCACAAAGGAGACUGCAGAUUUUUGGUUACAACAAACUGGAAGAGAAGGAGGAAAGCAAGGUUCUGAAGUUUCUGGGAUUCAUGUGGAAUCCACUCUCAUGGGUCAUGGAAGCUGCUGCCGUAAUGGCCAUUGCACUCGCUAAUGGAGGCGGAAAACCUCCUGAUUGGCAAGAUUUUGUUGGGAUUAGUAUUCUGCUUCUCAUCAAUUCAAGUAUUAGUUUCUAUGAGGAGAACAAUGCUGGUAAUGCUGCUGCAGCAUUAAUGGCCCGCCUUUCUCCCAAAGCCAAGGUGCUUCGAGAUGGCAGCUGGAGUGAGCAAGAUGCAUCAAUUCUUGUACCUGGUGAUAUUAUAAGUAUAAAGCUUGGGGACAUUAUUCCAGCAGAUGCUCGUCUUCUUGAUGGUGAUCCACUGAAAAUAGACCAGUCUGCCUUGACUGGAGAAUCCCUUCCUGUGUCCAAAGCCCCUAGGGAGGGUGUUUAUUCAGGGUCUACAUGCAAACAAGGGGAGAUUGAAGCAGUAGUGAUUGCAACUGGUGUUCACACCUUCUUUGGCAAGGCUGCUCACCUUGUUGACUCUACAAAUCAACAGGGACAUUUUCAGAAGGUCUUGACUGCCAUUGGAAAUUUCUGUAUAUGUUCGAUUGCUGUGGGAAUGAUCACAGAGGUCAUUGUGAUGUAUCCCAUUCAAAAUCGGCCCUACAGACCGGGGAUUGACAAUUUGCUGGUACUUCUUAUUGGAGGGAUUCCAAUUGCCAUGCCAACAGUUUUGUCUGUUACAAUGGCAAUUGGUUCCCACCGUUUGUCUUUGCAGGGAGCUAUUACUAAAAGAAUGACUGCAAUAGAAGAAAUGGCAGGCAUGGACGUACUUUGCAGCGAUAAAACAGGAACUUUGACAUUGAACAAACUUAGUGUUGACAAGAAUCUUAUUGAGGUAUUUGCCAAAGGAGUGGAUGUAGACACUGUAGUCUUAAUGGCUGCCAGAGCUGCUCGGUUGGAAAACCAAGAUGCAAUCGAUGCUGCUAUUGUUGGGAUGUUGGCAGACCCAAAAGAGGCGAGGGCUGGUAUUCAAGAGGUUCACUUCCUUCCAUUUAACCCAACUGAUAAGCGCACUGCUUUGACGUAUAUUGACAAUAGAGGCAAAAUGCAUAGAGUCAGCAAAGGUGCUCCUGAACAGAUUCUAAAUCUUGCGCAUAAUAAAUCAGACAUAGAGGGCAAAGUUCAUUCUGUGAUAGAUAAAUUUGCAGAGAGAGGGUUGCGUUCUCUUGCAGUGGCAUAUCAGGAAGUCCCUGAAGGAAGGAAAGAAAGUUUGGGAGGUCCCUGGCAAUUUAUUGGCCUCAUGCCUCUUUUUGAUCCACCCAGGCAUGACAGUGCUGAAACGAUCACAAGGGCUUUAAAUCUUGGGGUAAAUGUGAAAAUGAUCACUGGUGAUCAACUAGCAAUAGGCAAAGAAACAGGACGUCGUUUGGGAAUGGGAACCAACAUGUAUCCUUCUUCUGCUUUGUUAGGACAGAAUAAGGAUGAAUCUCUUAUUACCUUGCCUGUGGAUGACUUGAUUGAAAAAGCUGAUGGUUUUGCUGGUGUUUUCCCUGAACACAAGUAUGAAAUAGUUAAACGCCUGCAAGCUAAAAAGCAUAUAUGCGGAAUGACUGGUGAUGGAGUAAAUGAUGCCCCUGCUCUCAAGAAGGCUGAUAUUGGAAUAGCUGUUGCUGAUGCAACUGAUGCUGCUCGGGAUGCUUCUGACAUUGUUCUGACGGAACCUGGUCUUAGUGUUAUUAUAAGUGCUGUUUUAACCAGUCGAGCAAUCUUUCAGAGGAUGAAAAAUUAUACAAUCUAUGCAGUUUCUAUCACAAUCCGUAUAGUGCUUGGUUUCCUGUUACUUGCACUGAUUUGGAAAUUUGACUUUCCACCUUUCAUGGUGCUAAUCAUUGCAAUUCUCAAUGAUGGUACAAUCAUGACAAUAUCGAAGGACAGGGUAAAACCAUCUCCUCUACCAGAUAGCUGGAGGCUGGGUGAGAUUUUUGCUACUGGAAUCGUUCUUGGUGGUUACUUGGCAGUGAUGACUGUCAUCUUCUUCUGGGCAGCAUAUGACACAGACUUCUUCCCGCACAAAUUUGGCGUGGCAACUCUACAUAAAACUGCACAUGAUGUUGGCAUGGCAACUCUACAUAAAACUGAACAUGAUGGCUUCAGGAAGCUAGCAUCUGCAAUUUAUCUGCAAGUCAGUAUCAUCAGUCAAGCACUCAUAUUUGUCACGAGAGCCAGGAGCUGGUCUUUCGUUGAGCGUCCAGGACUAUUCCUUGGCCUAGCUUUUGUUGGAGCUCAGUUGAUUGCUACCUUGAUUGCUGUUUAUUGCAACUGGAAUUUUGCUGCAAUAGAAGGGAUCGGAUGGGGAUGGGCUGGGGUAGUCUGGCUCUAUAACAUUGUAUGCUACAUCCCACUUGAUUUUCUCAAAUUCUUCGUCCGAUAUAUCUUGAGCGGGAAGGCCUGGGAUCUUCUCAUUGAGCAAAGGGUUGCAUUCACAAAGAAAAAGGAUUUUGGAAAGGAAGAAAGGGAGCUUAAAUGGGUACAGGCACAGAGGACGCUCCAUGGGCUGCAUCCACCUGAGACUCAGUUUGGUGACCAUAGUCGCGCUGCAGAUCUUAAUCAGAUAGCUGAAGAAGCAAGGCGACGAGCUGAAAUGGCAAGGCUGAGGGAAUUGCGCACAUUGAAGGGCCACGUUGAAAGUGUCGUGAAGUCGAAGAAUCUGGAUAUAGAUACAAUACAGCAAUCAUACACUGUUUGAGGAGAGAGCGGUUCAUCUUCAAUUUGGUAGAUAAUAUUACCCAAAGCCAGUGGUAGUGACAAUGAUACAGUUUGGAUGAUGUCUUUUUGUAUAGCCUUUUAACUAAUUUCGGCACUCCGCAGCUGGAAAUAUUGGCAUCUGUUCACCAUGUGAUGGGGGCUGGUGUACUGCCUUCCAUGAUCUUGUGAACAAUAGGUCGCAUUUAAAUUGCUACUCUGAAAUUUCCAAAAUAGAUUUGAAAAUGAAUUCGAAUUUUAUUCUGAAA